Molecule: messenger RNA, 1389 nt
Organism: Aspergillus affinis
Lineage: Eukaryota; Fungi; Ascomycota; Eurotiomycetes; Eurotiales; Aspergillaceae
Product: acetyl-CoA acetyltransferase
Exons: 2
Coding region: 1-1389 (462 amino acids)
Molecular function (GO): acyltransferase activity, transferring groups other than amino-acyl groups
Source: RefSeq, a predicted model, not a curated record
AUGACUUCAGACAACCAGGGUAACGCCUACGUCUUGGGUGUGGGCAUGGCGGCCUUCCUCAAGCCACGUGCCACACGAAUGUACACCGAACUGGCCUUCGAAGCGGGCAUCAAAGCCAUGCUUGACAGCCACAUCACAUACGACGAUGUCGAGGCCGGAGUUGCCUGCUACACAUCCGGGUCGACGUGUAGCGGCCAGCGAGUGUUCUAUCAGUUCGGUAUGACCGACAUCCCGAUCUACAAUACCAAUAAUGCCUGCGCGACCGGCUCAACCGGUCUCCAUCUUGCUCGCACAUUUGUCAAAUCCGGCGCCCAUGACUGUGUAAUGGUUGUCGGGUUUGAACAGAUGAAUGCCGGCCCGUUGGUCAGCAAUGUCACCGACCGACCGACGCCGCUGGACUUGAGUGUUGAUUUGAUGCAAUCGACCUGGGGAAAGAACGAUGCUCCGAGGAAUCCCCAGAUGUUUGGGAAUGCUGGGAGGGAGUAUAUUGAGAAGUACGGCGCUUCACCCGAAGACUUCGCAGAGAUCGCCCGCAUCUCACACGAACACUCUUCGCGCAACCCAUACGCCCAGUUUCGCAACGUCUACUCGUUAGAAGAAAUUCAGAAAUCGCCUAUGAUCUACUACCCGCUCACCAAGCUCCAAUGCUCGCCUACAUCCGACGGCGCCGCGGCCGCGAUCAUCGUGUCGCAAAAAUUCCUCGACGCACGGCCCGAGCUAAAGAGCCAUGCUAUCCUGAUCGCAGGGCAGUCUCUCAAAACCGACAGUCCCUCCCUAUACUCCGGCAGUGCCUUAGAUCUAGUCGGCUACGAAAUGACCCGCAGAGCCACCAAGGCCGCACUGACCGAAGCAGGCGCCACACCCAGCGACAUCAAAGUCUGUGAGCUCCACGACUGUUUCUCCGCCAACGAGCUGAUCUCGCUUGAUGCCAUGGGCUUCUCUGAAGCUGGAAAAGCCCACCAUCUCGUUCGCAACGGCGAUAUCACAUACGGCGGCAAAGGCCCGAUUGUCAAUCCGUCGGGCGGACUGAUUUCCAAGGGUCAUCCCCUCGGCGCAACGGGAGUUGCGCAGUGUGCGGAACUGACGUGGCAGCUUCGCGGAUGGGCAAAAAACGGCCGUCUGGUCCCGGAGACAGAUGUCGCUUUGCAGCAUAAUCUUGGUCUUGGUGGAGCGAUUGUGGUAACGGUUUAUAGACGUGCGGACGGCAAGAAGAAUAUAGAUGCUGUAGUUGACGACAUGGAAAUCGCGAAGGUCAGUGGCCUUGGGUAUAAUCCUGCCGUGGAGGCUAGGUAUGUCACUCGUGAGCAGGCGCAAGCAGUCAGGAGCAAGAAGGCCCCGAGCGAGUAUGCCUUGGCGGAUACCUUGGACAAAAUCACCGCAAGGCUGUGA